Messenger RNA from Ochlerotatus camptorhynchus, 2135 nucleotides. RefSeq names its product T-cell immunomodulatory protein. The coding region runs from base 114 to 1916 and encodes 600 amino acids. The transcript is spliced from 2 exons. The record is from RefSeq and is a predicted model, not a curated record. Gene Ontology annotation, cellular component: plasma membrane. Lineage: Eukaryota; Metazoa; Arthropoda; Insecta; Diptera; Culicidae.
AUAAUUUAAUCGCGAUAAAAAAUAGUGAAAUUUUCCCCGAUUUUUGCGAGAUAACAUGUUUUUAUGGUUCUGAUUCCAAGUGCACAUAUUCCGGACACGGUUUCGUCGUAAAAAUGAAGUUCCAGUUUCCACCGUUCACGCGGCUCGUAUCGGUAUUCCUGUUCCACAUCGUCCUCACCAAUGCAGGGGACAUAGUGGACAUAACGGACACGGUUUUCGGUUCUAUGACCGACACCAUCCCGGUCGCGUACGGUGAUUUCAACUCGGACGAACUGUUCGAUGUGUUCGUGCUGCGGAACAACUUCCGCACGAUCCAGAUCCUGUUCGGCAGCGACGACAAACCGCUGCUCCAAGCGGGACCAAAGUGCGAGUAUAAGAACUUUCACAUCACCAGCGUCGUUCCGGGGGAUUUCGAUGGUGAUGCGUACAUGGAUGUGAUGUUCACAGUUAAGCGGGAAGGAGAGGACCAAGCAGUCUAUGUCAACUGGGGCGGUUCGGAGUACAUGAACUGCACGGGGGAGGACGAGGAGCCGCUGAUAGAGAUGAGAGGACAGCCUCUGGCUCUGGAUUACGAUAAGGACUUUAUAAUCGACUUGUUCGGGAUGGACAGGAAGGGAGAGCGUACGUAUUGGAUUUUCAAGAAACCUAAAGAUGGCAUCAGGAAAAAGCCCGAUGCAAUCCGAUUGGAUGACAAACAUGGAGCCCAGCUCAGCGUUCCACAUUCGCACGCCAUCAUCGAUUUGGACAAGGAUUUCACGGCGGAUCUAUUCCUCACGACUACAUCCGGAUACGAGAUAUGGAAGGGUACCGAAACAGAUAAGGAAUUUAUCUACGAUCACAGGAUCGAAUUUCCCGUUGGCAACUACGAUGCCCACAUAGGUCAAUCGAUCUUCCUGGACGCAGAACUCGAUGGGAAUUUACUGCAAAUUGUCCCGAUUUGCUUCAACAAGAACUGCAUGAACUCUAGCAUUCUGGUCUACCAUGGACAUCAUUUCCACGAUCUGCAGAUCGAUUUCAAGGACGAUCACAACGAUGUUUGGGGCUUCGUCGUUCCGGAUCGGUUAAAUUGGGCAACCCAAGUCAUAACGCUUCGGGGUGGCGAUUUCAAUCUGGACGGUUAUCCGGAUCUUCUCGCAACGCUCUCCAAAUCAUCCGGUCAGAUGCAAACAUUUCUGCUGGAAAACGUUCCAUGCGAAAAGUUAGCCUGUAAUCACAUGAAGCGAACAUUCGUCGUGCGCUGGAAGGCGCUCGCUCCUUUCACCAAUGGUACCAUCAUGGGCUCGUUCUACGAUUUCUACAACAACGGUAUAUUGGAUGUCAUCUUCGUGGAGAAGGUGGGCAACACUACUCGGCCGGUGGCAUUCAGGAAUUCGCUGGACUACGAUGCUAACUUCGUGAAGGUCAUCGUCCUGACGGGACUUUCGAACCAACGGGGUCCGAAGAAGCUUACGCCUUUGGGUCGGAAGAAGAGAACUUACGGCACAAAUCUCCCCGGCCCUCGCAUCGAGUACAACACCACCACCCAGGAUGGUGACCCGCAGCAUGGCGCCUCAGCGCAGCUACCUCAGUCAGCAUACUUUUCCCUCCAUCUGCCGUACACGACGUUCGGCCUGGGUCGCACGCCGAACUUUGUCGACUCGCUUACCGUCGGUCUGUCGAACCACUCCCGCACCUGGACCCAGCUGAUUCCAAACUCCCAGAUGAUCGUCGUACCCCGGCCGAUCGACGAAGCCGACAAAUGGAAGGCGCAGCUCUUCGUCACCCCCAGCAAAUUGAUUCUGAUGAGCGUCGUUGCAUUGGGUGGAAUCUGUUUGGUCAUAUUGCUACUGAUUCUGAUACUGUAUGCCAAGGAGAAGCGCGAGGAUCGGAUUCAGAAAUCACUGGAAGCGCACCGGUUCCAUUUUGAUGCGAUGUGAGCUUGAAGCAGCAGGAGGGAAGGUAAAUGUUCUGCGAUAUUUAAUUCUACGUUUUAUCUAGACUGUUUUUUUUAAUUAUUUGUGAAUGUGUGUGUUGAGCUCCUUUUUUUCGAAUAAUUUAUUAUUAUGGACGGCACUGAGUAACGUUGAUGAAGAAGACACAGUUUUUCUCGAUACUAAUAUGCUAAUAAUCAAAUAGUAAUAAAAAUUUCCGUGCAA